Molecule: messenger RNA, 1329 nt
Organism: Pseudonaja textilis
Lineage: Eukaryota; Metazoa; Chordata; Lepidosauria; Squamata; Elapidae
Gene: RHBDD3
Product: rhomboid domain containing 3
Molecular function (GO): serine-type endopeptidase activity; protein binding
Source: RefSeq, a predicted model, not a curated record
CAAAACCAGAGAGAGGCCCCCAAAGAAGAGAGAAAGCAGGGCCAUGUUCAUCUCAAGGCAGAGGUGGGCCCGGCGUAUCCCCAUCGCUUCCUCCGCCCUGAUGCUACUUCUCAGCGUCUCCUGGGUGACCGGCAUGGGAGAACACCUGGCCUUAUCCCUCAGCCUGCUAAGCAGCCCGUUGCAAGCCUUCCGCCUGGUGACCUAUUGCCUGGGCCAUGCCAACGGCCCCCUCCUGGCCGCCAGCUUGCUCUUCUUCCCCCUGCUGAGCUGGCACCUCGAGCUGCAGGAAGGGGCUCUUGGUUACCUCCGGACCACCGCGCUCUCUGCCGCCCUCUCAGCCUUGGUCUACCUGUUCCUGGCCGGACUCCGGGGAGUCGAAGCCCAGGCCUCCGUCAGCGGCUACCUCCCUGUCCACCUGGCUCAGCUGGGCUGCCACGGAAGGCGCUCGGGGUGGCUGUCCGCUGCUCUCUUGGGGGGAUUGCUCUUUGGCCUCGGGGAGAUCCUGUCCCCGCGUUCUCCCUUCCUCCUGAACGUCUCUGGAUUGCUCACAGGACUGCUAGCCUACUGUGCUGGGACAUUGUCCAAGAGACGCCUGGCAAGCCUGCAAAAGAAAAUCCCAGCCUGGAACCGCCUCGGAAGGGCUUUCUCUCACUUGGUCAGGCCCUUCUCCUCCGGCACACCCUCCACUCCAGACAAAAAGGAAAGAAUCCCUGUGCAGGAGGCGUUUCCAUCCAACCUGGCGGAGGCGGUUGCCAUCCAGAUCCCGCCCCCUCCUCCCUCUUGGACCGACCGAAGGGCAGGCCGGAAGUCCCAGCUGCCUUUUCCAACAACGUCCCAGCACCCCUUCCCGGAUUCCCGCGAGGCUUCGGGCACACCUUCCUUCUCUCUCCCAAAUUUCCCAACGGAGGAAGAGCUAAUACAAGCAGCCAUCCAGGCUUCUCUGCAAGACAGGAACGAAGAAGAAGUGAAGCUGCUCAAAUCUUCUGUCUCUUCUCUCCGGCUCCAGCAACUGCGGAAGAUGGGCUUCCCGACGGAAGAAGCCACGAUCGCUUUGGCAGCCACCGGCCACGUGGAAGGAGCCGUCUCUCUGCUGAUCGGAGGCCAUGUUGGGGACCAAGCCGUGGUGAUGGCCGAAACCCGCUCAGCACCCCCUCCCACACGGCCUCAGUCAAUCCCCAACCCAUGAGAUCAACCCCUCUUGGCAUUUGAGCCGAAUUUCGGCCAUCCCGGGAAGAAAUGGCCACGAAUGCCACACAAGGACAGAGGGGAUGCAUUGUAGAAUUAAACCUGGUUUGGCAAGAGCACGGAAAGGCCGCAGGUCAGCUUCAG